UAAGAAAGGCCCAGGGAGAAGGAAUGGGGAGAAGACUGCAGGGAAGAGACAGGGAAGAGAAGACUACAGGGAAGAAGAUGGGGAGAACACGAUGCGAAGAGGCUGGGGAGAGUCCCUCCUGCAGAAGACCUGAGAACUGGCAUGGAAGAAGGGCUGGAAGAGCCGAAAAGACGGAGAGAAAAGGAGGUGCAGAAUGGAGGAGGCGGCGCCCCGGCGGCGGCGGACGGACGGACCGAUCGACGGCGGAGCAAGCGAGCACGGACUGACGGCCGCCGCCCCGAGGGGAUUGCGGGCCCGCGGUAGCUGCGGUGGACGAUGCGCGGCCCCAGGCCCCGCGCGGGCGGGCGCUGCCCCGGGGGCUGACCGCGGGGUGCCCCGGCCCCGGGCGAGGAGCCCGCGCAGAGGUCACGGAGCGUGAAUUGCAGUGAGGGCCCAAACUGAACCCGAUCCAAAGCCUAAUAUCCAACUGGGCCCACAGUCUGGCCUGGAGCUGGAGACCCAGCCCCAGCUGGACUGCCCCUGUCAUGCAGAAGGAACUGGGCACUGCGCCCUCUUGCCCUGGCAUGAAGAGUGCUAGGCCCUUUCUCUUGCUAUCACUGCUGCCACCACUUCUGCUGCUGGGGGUCGGGGUGCCAGGCGCCUGGGGUCAGGCGGGCAGCCUAGACCUGCAGAUUGAUGAGGAGCAACCAGCAGGCACACUCAUCGGAGACAUCAGUGCAGGGCUUCCAGAGGGCACAGCAACUCCGCCCAUGUACUUCAUCUCAGCCCAGGAAGGCAGCGGCGUGGGCACAGACCUGGCUAUUGAUGAACACAGUGGGGUUGUCCGUACAGCACGUGUCUUAGACCGUGAGCGGCGGGACCGCUACCGCUUCACUGCAGUCACCCCUGAUGGUGCCACUGUGGAAGUUACAGUACGAGUGGCUGACAUCAAUGACCAUGCUCCAGCCUUCCCUCAAGCGCGGGCUGCCCUGCAGAUACCUGAACAUACAGCUCUUGGCACCCGCUACCCACUGGACCCUGCUCGUGAUGCAGAUGCUGACCACCUAGGAACCCAGGGCUAUGCACUAUCUGGUGAUGGAGCUGGAGAGACCUUCCGACUGGAGACACGCCCUGGUCCAGACGGGGCUCCAGUACCUGAGCUGGUAAUUGCUGGGGAGCUGGAUCGAGAGAAUCGCUCACACUACAUGUUGCAGCUAGAGGCCUACGAUGGUGGUUUGCCUCCCCGGAGGGCCCAGGCCCUGUUAGAUGUGACGCUACUGGAUAUCAAUGACCAUGCCCCAGCUUUCAACCAGAGUCGCUAUCAUGCUGUGGUAUCUGAGAGCCUGGCCCCUGGUAGUCCCGUCUUGCAGGUUUUUGCUGCUGAUGCUGAUGCUGGUGCCAAUGGAGCUGUAACUUAUGAGAUAAAUCGAAGGCAGAGCGAGGGGGAUGGGCCUUUCUCCAUUGACGCACACACAGGGCUGCUGCGGCUGGAACGGCCCCUGGAUUUUGAACAACGACGGGUUCAUGAACUGGUAGUACAGGCACGGGAUGGUGGGGCUCACCCAGAGCUGGGCUCAGCUUUUGUGACUGUACACGUGCGAGAUGCCAAUGACAAUCAGCCCUCCAUGACUGUCAUCUUUCUGAGUGCAGAUGGCACCCCCCGAGUGUCUGAGGCUGCCCCACCUGGACAGCUUGUUGCUCGCAUCUCUGUUUCAGACCCAGAUGAUGGUGACUUUGCUCAUGUCAAUGUGUCUCUGGAGGGUGGAGAGGGCCAUUUUGCUCUAAGCACUCAAGACAGUGUCAUUUACCUGGUGUGUGUGGCUCGGCAGCUUGACCGAGAAGAGAGGGAUGCCUAUAACUUGCGGGUUACAGCUACAGACUCAGGCUCACCCCCACUGCGGGCUGAAGCUGCCUUCGUGCUGCACAUCACUGAUGUCAAUGACAAUGCACCUACCUUUGACCGCCAGCUCUACCGACCUGAACCACUACCUGAGGUUGCACUGCCUGGCAGCUUCGUGGUGCGGGUGACUGCCCGGGAUCCUGACCAAGGCACCAAUGGUCAGGUCACCUAUAGCCUGGCCCCUGGCACUCACACACGCUGGUUUUCUAUCGACCCCACCUCAGGCAUCAUCACCACUGCCGCCUCACUGGACUAUGAGUUGGAACCUCAGCCACAGGUGAUUGUGGUUGCCACAGAUGGGGGCCUGCCACCUCUUGCCUCCUCUGCCACAGUUAGCGUGGCUCUACAGGAUGUGAAUGACAAUGAGCCCCAGUUCCAAAGGACCUUCUACAAUGCCUCACUGCCUGAGGGUACUCAGCCUGGAACCUGUUUCCUGCAGGUGACAGCCACAGAUGCAGAUAGUGGCCCAUUUGGCCUCCUCUCCUAUUCCUUGGGUGCUGGACUUGGGGCCUCUGGGCCUCCCCCGUUUCGCAUCGAUGCCCACAGUGGUGAUGUGUGCACUACCCGAAUCCUAGACCGUGACCAGGGGCCCUCAAGCUUUGACUUCACAGUGACAGCAGUAGAUGGGGGAGGCCUCAAGUCCAUGGUAUAUGUGAAGGUGUUCGUGUCAGAUGAGAAUGACAACCCACCUCAAUUUUAUCCACGGGAGUAUGCUGCCAGUCUGAGUGCCCAGAGUACACCAGGCACAGCUGUGCUGAGAGUGCGUGCCCAUGACCCUGACCAAGGACCCCAUGGGCGACUCUCCUACCACAUUUUGGCUGGCAAUAGCCCCCCACUUUUUGCCUUGGAUGAGCACUCAGGACUAUUGACAGUAGCCUGGCCCUUGGCCAGACGGGCUAAUUCUGUGGUGCAGCUGGAGAUUGGGGCCCAGGAUGGAGGUGGACUAAAGGCAGAACCCAGUGCCCGAGUCAACAUCAGCAUUGUGCCCGGAAGCCCCACACCACCUAUAUUUGAGCAACUACAGUAUGUUUUUUCUGUACCAGAAGAUGUAGCACCAGGCACCAGUGUGGGCAUGGUCCAGGCACACAACCCACCAGGUCGCUUGGGACCUGUGACUCUUGCCCUGUCAGGUGGAGAUCCUCGGGGACUCUUUUCCUUGGAUUCGGCCUCAGGACUGUUACAAACACUUCGCCCUCUGGACCGGGAGCUUCUGGGACCUGUGCUGGAACUGGAGGUACGAGCAGGCAGUGGAGUGCCUCCGGCUUUCGCUGUAACUCGCGUGCGUGUGCUGCUGGAUGAUGUGAAUGACAACUCCCCUGCCUUCCCUGCACCUGAAGACACAGUAUUGCUGCCACCGAACACUGCCCCAGGGACACCAAUUUAUACACUACGGGCUCUGGAUCCUGACUCAGGUGUUAACAGUCGAGUCACUUUUACCCUGCUUGCUGGAGGUGAUGGGGCCUUCACAGUGGAUGCUUCCACAGGCCAUGUACGACUUAUGCGACCUCUGGGACCCCUAAGUGGGGCAGCCCAUGAGCUGGAACUAGAGGCCCGGGAUGGGGGCUCCCCACCACGUACCAGCCACUUUCGACUUCGGGUGGUAUUACACGACUUGGGGACCCGUGGGCUGGCUCCCCGAUUUGAUAGUCCUACCUACCGUGUGGACUUGCCCUCAAGCACCACUCCUGGAACUCAGGUCUUGCAACUGCAAGCUCAGACACCAGAUGGGAGUCCUGUUACCUAUCACCUUGCAGCAGAUGGAGCAAGCAGCCUCUUUGGUCUGGAGUCACAGAGUGGGUGGCUAUGGGUUCGGGCACCACUGGACCGUGAGUCCCAGGAGUUAUAUACACUGAAGAUAAUGGCAGUAUCUGGGUCCAAAACCGAGUUGGGGCAACAGACAAGCACAGCCACUGUGAGGGUCAGCAUCCUCAACCAGAAUGACCAUAGUCCCCGCUUGUCUGAAGAGCCUACUUUCUUAGCUGUGACUGAGAACCAGCCCCCAGGGACCAGUGUGGGCCGGGUCUUUGCCACUGAUCGAGACUCUGGACCUAAUGGACGUCUGACCUACAGCCUGCGACAGCUGUCAGAGGAUAGUAAGGCCUUCCGUAUCCACCCUCAGACUGGAGAAGUGACCACACUCCAAACCCUGGACCGAGAGCAGCAGAGCAGCUUCCAGCUCCUGGUGCAGGUGCAGGAUGGGGGGAGCCCACCCCGCAGCACCACAGGCACGGUGCACAUUGCAGUUCUCGACCUCAAUGACAACAGCCCCACCUUCCUGCAGGCGUCAGGGGCUGCUGGUGGGGGCCUCCCUAUUCAGGUACCAGAUCGUGUACCUCCAGGAACACUAGUAACAACUUUGCAGGCCAAGGAUCCAGAUGAGGGGGAAAAUGGGACCAUCCUGUACACACUAACAGGUCCUGGCUCAGAGCUCUUCUCUCUGCAUCCUCACUCAGGGGAGCUGCUCACUGCAGCAUCCCUGAUCCGAGCAGAGCGGCCCCACUAUGUGCUAACACUGAGUGCUCACGACCAAGGCAGUCCUCCUCGGAGUGCCAGCAUGCAGCUUCUGGUUCAGGUGCUUCCCUCGACUCGCGUGGCAGAGCCCCCACCGGAUCUCUCAGAGCCAGACCCGGCAGCACCAGUUCCGGUGGUUCUCACCGUAACUGCAGCUGAAGGGCUUCUGCCUGGAUCGUUGUUGGGCUCCGUGGCUCCUCUGGAGCCGGCGGCUGUGGGCGCACUCACCUACACACUGGUUGGUGGCGUUGAUCCUGAGGGCACCUUCGCUCUGGACGCGGCCACGGGGCGCCUGUACCUGGCAAGGCCUUUGGACUUCGAGGCUGGCCCUGCUUGGCGCGCACUCACAGUGCGAGCUGAGGGCCCCGGAGGCGCGGGCGCGCGACUAUUGCGCGUGCAAGUGCGCGUGCAGGACGAGAACGAGCACGCGCCCACCUUCGCGCGCGAUCCACUGGCCCUGGCGCUGCCCGAGAACCCAGAGCCCGGCAUAGCUCUGUACACCUUUCGUGCAUCAGACGCCGAUGGCCCAGGCCCCAACAGCGACGUGCGCUAUCGCCUGCUGCGCCAGGAGCCGCCGGUGCCGGCCCUUCGCCUGGAUGCUCGCACGGGGGCGCUCAGCGCACCGCGCGGCCUGGACCGGGAGACAACACCCGCGCUGCUGCUGCUCGUGGAGGCCACCGACCGGCCAGCCAACGCGAGCCGCCGCCGAGCAGCACGCGUGUCCGUGCGCGUCUUUGUCACAGAUGAAAACGACAACUCGCCAGUCUUCACCUCCCCCUCACGCGUGCGUCUCCCGGAGGAUCAACCGCCCGGCCCCGUAGCGCUGCACCUGGUGGCAAGGGAUCCAGACCUGGGGGAGGCCGCACGCGUGUCGUAUCGCUUGGCGUCUGGCGGGGAUGGCCAUUUCCGGCUUCACUCAAGCACUGGAGCGCUGUCUGUGGUGCGGCCCCUUGACCGGGAACAGAGAGCUGAGCAUGUCCUGACCGUGGUGGCCUCAGACCAUGGUUCCCCUCCGCGGUCGUCCACGCAGCUCCUGACCGUCAGUAUCGUUGACGUCAACGAUGAGGCACCCACUUUCCAGCAGCAGGAGUACAGCGUCCUCUUGCGGGAGAACAGCCCGCCUGGCACAUCCCUGCUCACUUUGAGAGCCACCGAUCCGGACUUGGGGGCCAAUGGGCAAGUGACUUAUGGAGGCAUCUCUGGUGAGAAUUUUUCUCUAGACCCAAACACGGGAGUUCUCACUACCCUUCGGGCCCUGGAUCGUGAGGAGCAAGAGGAGAUCAACCUGACAGUAUAUGCACGGGACAGGGGCUCACCCCCGCUGUUAACUCAUGUGACAGUGCGAGUGGCUAUAGAGGAUGAAAAUGAUCAUGCUCCAGCCUUCGGGAAUGCUCAACUCUCCCUGGAAGUGCCAGAGGGUCAGGACCCCCAGACCCUCACCAUACUUCGGGCCUCUGACCCAGAUGUGGGAGCCAAUGGACAGCUGCAGUACCGCAUUGUGGAUGGGGAUCCAUCAGGAGCCUUUGUCCUAGAUCUUGACUCUGGAGAGUUUGGUACCAUGAGGCCACUAGACCGAGAGGUGGAGCCAGCAUUCCAGCUGCGGAUAGAGGCUCGGGAUGGAGGGCAGCCAGCUCUCAGUGCCACUCUACUUGUGACAGUGACCGUUCUGGAUGCCAAUGACCAUGCCCCAGCCUUUCCUGUGCCGGCCUAUUCAGUUGAAGUGCCCGAGGAUGCACCUGCAGGGACCCUGCUGAUACAGCUGCAGGCUCAUGACCCUGAUGCUGGGGCCAACGGCCAUGUGACGUACUAUCUGGGUGCAGGUACAGCAGGAACCUUCCUGCUAGAGCCUACUUCUGGGGAGCUGCGCACAGCCACUGCACUGGAUAGAGAACACUGUUCUAGCUAUGCCUUUUCGGUGAGCGCAGUGGAUGGUGCUGCUGCCGGACCCUUGAGCACCACAGUACCUGUUACCAUCACAGUGCGAGAUGUCAAUGACCAUGCACCCACUUUCCCCACCAGUCCUCUGCGUCUGCGCCUACCCCGCCCAGGCCCCAGCCUCAGCACCCCAACUCUGGCUCUGGCCACAUUGCGAGCUGAAGAUCGUGAUGCUGGUGCCAACGCCUCCAUCCUAUACCGGCUGGCAGGCACACCACCUCCUGGCACCACUGUGGAUUCUUACACUGGUGAAAUCCGUGUGGCCCGUUCUCCUGUAACUCUAGGCCCCCGGGAUCGUGUCCUCUUCAUUGUGGCUACUGACCUUGGUCGUCCCGCUCGCUCUGCCACUGGUGUGGUCAUUGUUGGUCUUCAGGGGGAGUCUGAACAUGGACCCCGCUUUCCACGGGCUAGUAGUGAGGCUGUGCUUCGUGAAAAUGCCCCCCCAGGGACCCCUGUCAGCUCCCCCAAAGCUGUUCAUGCUGGGGGUUCAAAUGGACCGAUCACCUACAGCAUUCUCAGUGGGAAUGAGAAAGGGAUAUUCUCCAUCCAGCCUAGUACAGGAGCCAUCACAGUGCAUUCAGCAGAGGGCCUGGACUUUGAGACAAGCCCCCGGCUACGACUGGUGCUGCAGGCAGAGAGUGGAGGCGUCUUUGCCUUCUCUGUGCUGACCCUGACCCUGCAAGACACCAAUGACAAUGCUCCCCGUUUCCUGCAGCCCCAUUAUGUGGCUUUCCUACCAGAGUCUCGACCAUUGGAGGGACCCCUGCUGCAGGUGGAGGCAGAUGACCUGGAUCAAGGUUCUGGAGGGCAGAUAUCUUACAGUCUGGCUGCAUCCCAGCUAGCACGGGGCUUAUUCCAUGUAGACCCAUCCACAGGCACUAUCACUACCACAGCCAUCCUAGAUCGUGAGAUCUGGGCUGAAACACGGCUUGUGCUGAUGGCCACAGACAGAGGAAGCCCAUCCCUGGUGGGCUCAGCUACCCUGACAGUGAUGGUCAUUGAUACCAAUGACAAUCGUCCCACCAUCCCUCAACCCUGGGAACUCCGAGUGUCAGAAGAUGCACUGUUGGGCUCAGAGAUUGCACAGGUAACAGGGAAUGAUGUGGACUCUGGACCAGUGCUGUGGUAUGUGCUGAGCCCAUCUGGGCCCCAGGAUCCCUUCAGUAUUGGCCGUUAUGGGGGCCGUGUCUCCCUCAUGGGCCCCCUGGACUUUGAGCAGUGUGAUCACUACCACCUGCAGCUGCUGGCACACGAUGGACCUCAUGAGGGCCGUGCCAACCUCACAGUACUUGUGGAGGAUGUCAAUGACAAUGCACCUACCUUCUCACAGAGCCUGUACCAGGUAAUGCUGCUUGAACACACACCCCCAGGCAGUGCCAUUCUGUCUGUUUCUGCCACUGACCGCGACUCAGGAGCCAAUGGUCACAUCUCCUACUACCUAGCUUCACCAGCUGAGGGCUUCAGUGUUGAUCCCAACAAUGGAACUUUGUUCACAACGGUGGGAACAGUGGGCUUUGGCCAUGAGGGACCAGGAGUGGUGGAUGUGGUGCUGGAAGCACGGGAUCAUGGGGCUCCAGGCCGGGCAGCACGGGCCACAGUGCAUGUGCAGCUGCAGGAUCAGAAUGACCACACCCCAAGCUUCACCUUGCCACACUACCGUGUAGCUGUGAGUGAAGAUCUGCCCCCAGGUUCCACCCUGCUCACCCUGGAGGCCACAGAUGCUGACGGAAGCCGCACUCAUGCCACUGUGGACUACACCAUCAUCAGUGGCAACCGUGGUCGGGUCUUCCAGCUAGAACCCCGGCUGGCUGAGGCUGGAGAAGGUGUUGGACCAGGUCCUCAGGCAUUAGGAUGCCUGGUGUUGCUUGAGCCUCUAGACUUUGAAAGCCUGACACAAUAUAAUCUAACUGUGGCUGCAGCUGACCGGGGCCAGCCACCCCGCAGUUCAGCUGUGCCAGUCACUGUCACUGUACUAGAUGUCAAUGACAACCCACCUGUCUUUACCCAAGCAUCCUACCGUGUGACAGUACCUGAGGACAUGCCUGUUGGAGCUGAGCUGCUGCAUGUGGAGGCCUCUGAUGCGGACCCUGGACCUCAUGGCCUUGUGCGUUUCACCCUUAGCUCAGGUGACCCUUUGGGGCUCUUUGAGUUGGAUGAGAACUCAGGCGCCUUGCGACUGGCCCAGUCCCUGGACUGUGAGACCCAAACUCGACACCAGCUUGUAGUACAGGCUGCUGACCCUGCUGGGACACAUUUUGCUCUGGCUCCAGUGACAGUUGAAGUCCAGGAUGUGAAUGACCAUGGUCCAGCUUUCCCACUGAACAUACUCAGUACCAGCCUCGCAGAGAAUCAGCCUCCAGGGACUCUUGUGACCACUCUACAUGCAAUUGAUGGGGAUGCUGGGGCUUUUGGGAGGCUCCACUACAGCCUGCUAGAGGCUGGGCCAGGUCCUGAGGGUCGUGAGGCAUUUGCACUGAACAGCUCAACAGGAGAGUUGCGGGCACGAGUGCCUUUCGACUAUGAGCACACAGGAAGCUUCCGGCUGCUGGUGGGUGCUGCUGAUGCUGGGAAUCUCUCAGCCUCUGUCACUGUGUCAGUCCUGGUGACUGGAGAGGAUGAGUAUGAUCCUGUAUUCCUGGCUCCAGCUUUCCACUUCCAAGUGCCAGAAGGUGCCCAGCGUGGCCACAGCGUGGGUCAUGUGCAGGCCACAGAUGAGGAUGGGGGUGCUGAUGGCCUGGUGCUCUAUUCCCUUGCCACUUCUUCCCCUUAUUUUGGUAUCAACCAGACUACAGGUGUCCUAUACCUGCGGGUGGACAGUCGGGCACCAGGCAGCGGAACAACCACUACUGGGGGUGGGGGUCGGACCCGGCGGGAGGCCCCACGGGAGCUGAGGUUGGAGGUGGUAGCUCGGGGACCUCUGCCUGGUUCCCGGAGUGCCACAGUGCCUGUGACUGUGGAUAUCACCCAUACUGCACUGGGCCUGGCACCUGAUCUCAACCUGCUAUUGGUUGGGGCUGUGGCAGCCUCCUUGGGAGUUGUAGUGGUACUUGCACUAGCAGCCCUGGUUCUAGGGCUGGUUCGAGCUCGAAACCGCAAGGCUGAGGCAGCCCCUGGCCCAAUGUCACAGGCAGCACCCUUAGCCAGUGGCUCCCUGCAGAAACUCGGCCGGGAGCCACCUAGUCCACCACCUUCAGAGCAUUUGUAUCACCAGACUCUCCCCAGCUACGGUGCACCAGGAGCUGGAGGACCUUACCCCCGUGGUGGCUCCCUGGACCCAUCACACUCGAGUGGCCGAGGCUCAGCAGAGGCUGCAGAAGAUGAUGAGAUUCGCAUGAUCAACGAGUUCCCCCGUGUGGCCAGUGUGGCCUCCUCCCUGGCGGCCCGGGGCCCCGACUCAGGCAUCCAGCAGGAUGCAGAUGGACUGAGUGACACGUCCUGUGAGCCACCUGCCCCUGACACAUGGUAUAAGGGCCGAAAGGCAGGGCUGCUGCUGCCCGGUACAGGAACCACACUGUACCGAGAGGAGGGACCCCCAGCCCCUGCCACAGCUUUCCUGGGGGGCUGUGGCCUAAGCCCCGCACCCACUGGAGACUAUGGCUUCCCAGCAGAUGGCAAGCCGUGCGUGGCAGGUGCGCUGACGGCCAUUGUAGCUGGGGAGGAGGAGCUCCGUGGCAGCUAUAACUGGGACUACCUGCUGAGCUGGUGCCCUCAGUUCCAACCACUGGCCAGUGUCUUCACAGAGAUCGCUCGGCUCAAGGAUGAAGCUCGGCCAUGUCCCCCUGCUCCCCGUAUCGACCCACCACCCCUCAUCACUGCUGUGGCCCACCCAGGAGCCAAGUCUGUGCCCCCCAAGCCUGCAAGCACAGCUGCCACCAGGGCCAUCUUCCCACCAACUUCUCACCGCUCCCCCAUCAGCCAUGAAGGCUCCCUGUCCUCUGCCGCCAUGUCCCCCAGCUUCUCACCCUCGCUGUCUCCUUUGGCUGCUCGCUCACCUGUUGUCUCACCAUUUGGGGUGGCCCAGGGCCCCUCAGCCUCAGCCCUCAGCGCAGAGUCUGGCCUGGAGCCACCUGAUGACACAGAGCUGCACAUCUAGCUGCGGCCCAGGCUGGGCCCCGACCUGGGAUGCGAACAGUGUCCCCAAUGCAGGCCCCACUCUGAGCCUGCCCUGGGCAGCCUCGGACCAUGACUGGCCAUGAGGAGGCCACCAGCAAGUCCCAACUCUUCACCCCAAACUCCUCCAGUGGGGGCAGGUCCCACAUUUCACCCCAACCUUCAGAACACUGGGGCCAGAGGCUCUGUUGGUCACUGACCUGUGGCUAGGUCCAGUGUGGGGAGAAAUAUGAAGGAGGCAGCAGCUCUCGGUUCUCAGUGAGGACUUCCUGCCUGCACCAGCAACCUAAAAUGGAGCAGAGACUUUAUUUAUUGUGGGGUAGGGGAAUGAGGGAGGUACCUCCAAACUUUGGGCCCAGCUCCUUUGGGUUCCACGGACAUCCCUGCCCCUGCCCAGAACAAGUGCCAAUUCUCACUCUGGAGCCUUAAUAAACUGCAGUUUGUAUCCA
Messenger RNA from Cavia porcellus (domestic guinea pig), 10884 nucleotides. RefSeq names its product dachsous cadherin-related 1 (gene Dchs1). The transcript is spliced from 22 exons. The record is from RefSeq and is a predicted model, not a curated record. Bases 525 to 10418 code for a protein of 3297 amino acids. Gene Ontology annotation, cellular component: plasma membrane; catenin complex. Lineage: Eukaryota; Metazoa; Chordata; Mammalia; Rodentia; Caviidae. Gene Ontology annotation, biological process: homophilic cell-cell adhesion. Gene Ontology annotation, molecular function: calcium ion binding; cadherin binding.